Molecule: messenger RNA, 183 nt
Organism: Nematocida parisii ERTm1
Lineage: Eukaryota; Fungi; Microsporidia
Exons: 1
Coding region: 1-183 (60 amino acids)
Source: RefSeq, a predicted model, not a curated record
AUGAAUAAACUAUUUCGGAGAAUAACUGCGGUAGGGACUCUUUUUAUAAAACUCGUUUUAGUAAUAGCAUCUGUAGAUGGAAUAGGUGAGUACAUAACAGUAACAAAUAAAUCAUAUAUAAAUAGUAAAACAAAAGAUGCUAGAUAUAACCUACUUGUGCCAAAUGGCACCAACUUAAUUUAA